Molecule: messenger RNA, 1443 nt
Organism: Molossus molossus (Pallas's mastiff bat)
Lineage: Eukaryota; Metazoa; Chordata; Mammalia; Chiroptera; Molossidae
Gene: SLC16A4
Product: solute carrier family 16 member 4
Biological process (GO): transmembrane transport; monocarboxylic acid transport
Molecular function (GO): monocarboxylic acid transmembrane transporter activity
Source: RefSeq, a predicted model, not a curated record
AUGCUGAGGAGGGCAAGGAAGACCCAACCUUACACCCAGGCCCCGGAUGGGUGGGGAUGGAUGACUGUGCGUCACUUCCUACUGAUCAACGUGUUUGUGUUGGGGAUGAUCAAGACAUCUGCGAUCUUCUUUGUGGUUUUUCAAGAAGAAUUUGAAGGUACCUCAGAGCAAACUGGUUGGAUUGGCUCUUUCAUGUCAUCACUCAGUUUUUCUGCAGGUCCUCUGGUUGCUAUUAUCUGUGACAUAUAUGGAGAGAAAAACACAUCCAUUCUUGGGGCUUUUCUUAUUUCUGGUGGAUAUCUGAUCAGCAGCUGGGCUACAAGCAUUGCCUUUCUUUGUGUGACUAUGGGAUUUUUACUUGGUUUGGGUUCCGCUUUCUCAUACCAAGCAUCAAUGGUGGUAAUUAGCAAAUACUUCAAAAAACGAUUAGCACUUUCUACAGCUAUUGGCCAUUCAGGGAUAGGACUGACAUUUCUCUUUGCACCUUUUACAAAAGUCCAGGUAGAUCUAUAUGCCUGGACAGGUGCCCUUAUGUUACUUGGCGCUAUCACACUGAAUUUGGUGCCUUCGAGGCCGAGUAUGCUUUUGAGACCCAUCCGCAUCACAAACAAGAGCAAUUCUGAUAGGAAAGAUAAAGGUAGCAGUCUGGUUGCAAGUGGUCCAGAGGCAGGGUGUGGGACAGACACACCACACUGCAAGAGUUUAAUAGACUAGCAAAAUCAAAAUGAAGAGGUCAACAAUAGGCCAAACAGGAAACUGUUCCUAAUAACUAAUGAAGCAAGUUCUGAGCAAAAGGUUAUUUGGUGGAGCUGUAAACAAACCCUCUGUGGUAUUUCUCUUUUAAAGAAUCCUUUCUUCUGCAUAUUUACCUGGUCUCUUCUCUUCGGUCAGUGGGCAUAUUUUAUCCCUACCUCCCACCUGGUAGCCAGAGCCAAAACACUGGGGAUUGACAUGAUGGAUGCCUCCUACCUCAUUUCCUUAGCUGGCAUCACUGAGGCUGUCAGCCUGAUCCUCUCUGGAUGGAUUGCUGAUCAAAACUGGACCAAAAAGUAUCAGUACCUCAAGUCUUACCAGGUCCUCUGCGGCAUCACCAAUCUGCUCGCUCCUUUAGCCACAUUCCCACUACUUCUGACCUACACUAUCUUCUUUGCCAUGUUCUCUGGUGGUUAACUGGCAUUGGUACUUCCUGUACUGGUUGAUCUAUCUGGAAAUUGUAUAGUACACAGAUUUAUGAGACUUGCCAAUUUCUUUGUUGGGAUAGCUGUCCUUUCUGGGCCACCUAUAGCAAGCUGGUUAUAUGAUUACACUCAGACCUACAAUGGCUCCUUCUACUUCUCUGGCACAUGCUAUCUCCUCUCUUCAGUUUCCCUUUUCUUUGUACCACUGGCUGAGAUGGAAAAGCAGAGUCGGACCAGAAGGAGAGAGGACUACAAUCAAGUGUGA